CGCCAGAAAUCCUCACCCUGUCCCCCGAUCUGGAGAGAAAACCCAUCACAUUCAUUAUUUCGUAUCCAAAAUACAUGUCACAUGCACAGAACGGCACCUGUCACAUGCGCGAGGGAACGUUCCAAGCGAGAGUAACUUCCUCUGUUUGUCACACGAGUCAUUCAAAACACAACAAUCUGAACAACCAGACCCCGUCCGACCCAUUCCACUUUCUUUAUGAACCAGUCGUAAACCUACUUUUCAAUACAAUCAUGUCCUCUACUCUAGAACCGAGCCCUGAUCCGAAAGAAGAAUCAAAUCCGCCAGCAACCCUUGAUGUAACAUCGAGUGUAGCCUCAUCUGAUUUGGCCCYCCAAGGGCCAACAGUGCACGGCACGACCAAGGYGGAACAGAUGGAAGCGGCAAAGCUAUUUCUCAGCAAGCAAAAAGAGAAAAAGAAUCGGCGGAAAAAGGGCCGACGACAACAGAAAGAAACAUGCCUCGACGUCUUUAAAUAUGUCUGUUUGUGUGUUUUAGCCGCAAGUGCGAUUGCGUCUUCGAUUCUCGUCAUYCAAUCCUGCCAAUUUUUUUCUUAUAUCGGUAAAGAAACGUCGAAAACAACGACAACUACGAAUACAAUAUCAGUAACUUCUGCAACUAUGGUAGCACCAGAGAAUGAUAACGAAAGUGAAGGAGAAAGCAGCAAUAGCGAGAGKGUGGAAAAAAAYAACAUUUUCCUUCGAAACAAUAGCAGUAGCAAAGCUAGUCAGAGCAACCAUGAAGAACAUGACGAAGAAACAAUGCCUAGCCCUAGGUUCAAUCCAUCUGUCAUCGGUGCGUUUCGUCGAAAUAAACAUGAUCCGCCCGUAAUGGAAGAAACGGAAGAAUUAGAAGUCGUCCAAGGCAAAAAAGCAGAGGCCGCGGAACAAGAAACACAGGUAUUUGAUGAAUUUGUACAAGCCCAAAAUGCCACCAGUAAAGAAAAUGAUGAGACAGAAAACGAGGAUGCCGACAGCGACAGCAGCUAUGAAUCAUACUAUUAUUCUCCGUUUGAGGAUCUACCAGAAGCCACGGUCGGACUCUUUUCGUAUUCGAUGGGCAAUGRCAUCGGCAGCUACGACCACGUUUGCUUUCGGUACUACGACGAAACUUCCGACUAUAAUCUGUUUCGUGGCAACAACGAUAGCAAUUCCAUUGAUUAUUGGAUCGUUGCGCGUUACUGUUCCAUCUGUGCCCCGAUCGCUGCCUUUUUAGCAGUAAUGCAGUUGGUCCUGGAAGCUAUUUGCUGUAACAACGGAAUCAAGAGUCGCAAUCCCGAUUCCGAGGCCGCGCCUCGCACCCACUUGCGCUGUAGAAAUAUUAUUUUCACGCUCUGGUUUGUGGUGGCUGGAUUUUUGCAACUCGGUACCUUUGUCGUGAUGUUUGCCCCACCUGUUUUGUCCGGAAUGGAAGAUGAGCAGGAAAACUUUUGCCUAUCGGGAUCUACUAUUAGGUGYUCCAUGGAUACCGGUGCCUGGUUCUCGCUACUCUCGGCGCUUGCCUACCUGAUAGUUGCCACCUUUUCCGCUAUGCUUCGAAUGUCACCAACUACGGUAGGAACUAUGUUCUGUGACGAUUAUGAUUACUUCAACAAUUACUACAACGCGGAUACGGACCACUACCGCGUUUGGAAGAUAAGAAAUCGCAACGGAAACGACCGCGAGAUCUUUUUGAACAGCAGCAGCAAAAUCUACGACGACUUCUCGACGGAUUCGAGUGUGAGCAGUCUCAGCAUCAACAGCAACUACGAGCGUAGAAAAGAGAAGGAACGUAAGAGGGCCUUGGARGCCGAAUACAAAGAUCUCGAUUUCAAUGAGUAUCUCGUGAACACGAUCGACGCUCCGUCACGGCGGUCCCCCAGCAAACCCAUCGAGCACCUCAACGCGACAAAAGCACGGGGUUCCCGUCACCUGCAACAGGGGUUAAUGUGUUCCUUYGCCGGUCUAGAAGAAGGUAUAACUAGAAGCACAAAAAAACGAGGGCUGCCAGUGGCGAAAGCACCACCCGGGUGCGCCUUCAUUCCUCCGCAAGAUAGUAGUCCCUGGUUUUCCUGUUCGGCCCUAUAACGACGGGCRGUGCAAUGAAAUCGAACAAAACAAAACAAGCUAUGUCACUCUGACCAACGAACAAGUAACGUUCAAUCACAUUGUAGAACGCAUGAAACAAACCCUAAACCAACAAGAGAAAUGGGUCUCUUUUGGAAMAAUCCGCAUCAUGAUUCAUAUACGAAUGUCAGGUUGCUGGGAACAACCGAAAACAUACUAUACUGGAUAGCUGAACAAAACCAUGCUAUCAURYUUGAUCAAUAUUUCACAGUCGACCAUCAGUAUCAAGUAUAAUUUAUAACACAAAAACACACAGCUUUAAUGUAACACAAUCAAUAAUGUAACAGCUUUUGUCAUAUUAGGAACGAUUGACCGAUCUACUAUUACAAGUUUUGAAAUCUUGUGCUAUUAUUAGUAAAAUUUGAACUGCGUA
Pseudo-nitzschia multistriata is the source of this 2496-nucleotide messenger RNA. The record is from the annotation of a GenBank genome assembly. NCBI's taxonomy places the organism in Eukaryota, Bacillariophyta, Bacillariophyceae, Bacillariales, Bacillariaceae.